GGCUGAAGGGUGAAAUAGGCCAACUUUUUUGUUUUGACUUGUAAAAAACCCGCUCGAUACCCACUCAGCUCAGAGAGAGAGAGGGCAAGUGGAAGCUGAAGCCUGCCGCGAAAAGCUCGGUCCUUCUUCGCGAUCCAAGCCUGUGUACUGGCCUCUUGAUUUUCCUUGGUUCGAUUUCUGAGCCCUAAAAAAUGCUUCCUCUUUCUUUGCUCAAGACUGCCCAAGGGCACCCUAUGUUGGUAGAACUGAAAAAUGGGGAGACUUACAAUGGGCAUUUGGUCAACUGUGAUACUUGGAUGAACAUCCAUCUUCGAGAAGUUAUUUGUACCUCCAAAGAUGGAGAUAGGUUUUGGAGAAUGCCUGAAUGCUACAUUCGUGGGAAUACUAUUAAGUACCUUAGAGUUCCCGAUGAGGUGAUUGACAAAGUCCAGGAAGAAACCAAGAAUCGUUCAGAUAGGAAACCACCUGGAGUAGGGCGUGGAAGAGGAAGAGGUAGGGAGGAUGGUCCUGGUGGACGACAGGCUAAAGGCAUUGGACGUGGCUUGGAUGAUGGUGCUAAAGGAGCUGGUGGAGGCCGAGGCAGAGGUGGACCUGGUGGGAAGGCCGGUGGAAGCAGAGGUGGGGGUCGAGGCCGAGCUUGAUUCAGCUUUAGAGAGUGAAACAAACAGCUAGAUGGGCAAUUUUGCUACUUUUAAAGGCAUUUAUUUAGCCCAACGCGUGUGUCAACUGCUGGGUUUUUGUCGUUGUAAGGAAGGCUUCUUAUCAUGGUAAUGCGAUUUAUAUGGAAUGGUUCUUUCAGUAAAAACGUAGCCGAUGUGUUUCUGUUCUGUAAGAAAUGUAUUUUGGUAUCCGUUUGGCGAGUUUGAAAAGUUGACGUUGACGAUACAUAUUCAUCUUUUCACUCUUA
Molecule: messenger RNA, 907 nt
Organism: Pyrus x bretschneideri (Chinese white pear)
Lineage: Eukaryota; Viridiplantae; Streptophyta; Magnoliopsida; Rosales; Rosaceae
Product: probable U6 snRNA-associated Sm-like protein LSm4
Exons: 8
Coding region: 192-641 (149 amino acids)
Biological process (GO): P-body assembly; spliceosomal snRNP assembly; mRNA splicing, via spliceosome
Cellular component (GO): spliceosomal tri-snRNP complex; U6 snRNP; P-body
Molecular function (GO): U6 snRNA binding
Source: RefSeq, a predicted model, not a curated record